GCCUCGACAGCGCUCACAUGCAGGCGUUCGAGCUAGUCGUCCCGAACGGCGCCGUUGCGGGGCAGACCAUUCAAGCCGUCACCCCGAACGGCCCAGUGCAGGUCGCUGUCCCUGCCGGUUUGGCCGCUGGCGACAGGUUUCAGGUCCAGCUGCCGCCGAGUGACGAAGCGGCCAAGGCGGCGGCGAGCGCCCUCUCGCAGCUGGGCAACCUGGGCCGCAGCGUCACCUUCGGUCUGAGCAGCAGCAGCAUCUCCGGGGCAGACGGCUUGAUCGACCAGAGCGUCGCUGGCGAGAUGCCCGUCACCUCUGGCGAGCCCGGCGUCGCCGCGGGCCCGGAUGUGAUGAAGCUCCGCUUCCAGUCUUCCAAGCGCGGCAGGCACCUGCACGCAGAGCUUGUCACACCCGACGGCACCAGGAUCGCCGUCCUGGACAUGGGCGAGGUCCCAAAGUCGACGCCAGGAGCUCUCUUCGGCUCCGCCAUCGGCGGCUACUCCACCGCGUUCCAGCCGCCGCCUCCCGUCCAGCUGAGCGUCCUCGGCCAGGCGUACGGGACCUACACCUGCACGAGCCUCAUGAACUGCGGGGUCCAGGCUGGCGCGCGGUGGCAACGCAGAGACGGCACCGGCGGCGCGAUGAUCGCAGAGCCUGAGAGAGUCGGCUGCUGCACCACGGCGCCGCAGUCCAUCUCUCGCAAGAAGAGUGCGCUCGGCAAGAAGGAGGUGCCGUUCACUGCGACGUUUGAUGCCGAGAAGGGCCACCCGGCCGAGACUACGAUGGUCCACGCCGUGACCGACAGCAGCGCAGGCAAGGUGCCGCAGUUCAUCGCGACCAACGUGCGGCAGGUGGUGGUCGAGCUUGACAAGAUCACCGACCCGCACAAGAAGCUCGAUUGCAUCUUGAUUGGCGCCACACUCGCGGCGCUGAACGUCACGACGGGCAUUCCCUCCAGCGGCGGCGGCGGCUGACUGAACGGGCGCGCAAGUCAUGUUACCGACUGAGCAGCGCACGAGAGCUUUAGGGCCGCCAACUCGUACUUUGCAGU
Messenger RNA from Emiliania huxleyi CCMP1516, 1042 nucleotides. RefSeq lists its product as hypothetical. NCBI's taxonomy places the organism in Eukaryota, Haptophyta, Isochrysidales, Noelaerhabdaceae. Bases 18 to 965 code for a protein of 315 amino acids. The record is from RefSeq and is a predicted model, not a curated record. The transcript has a single exon.